AUGUACAACGCUCAUCGCGGCAUGGUGCCGGGCGCGCAGCCCAACCGCCUGCAGGAGCUGCUUGACCAGGUCCGCCAGGAGUUUGAGAACGAGGCGGGCCGCGCCGGCGAGAUGGAGCGCCAACUCGCUACCCAGUUGCAGGAGAUGGAUCUUGUUCGCACCAAGAUUUAUCAAUUGGAACAGGCGCAGAUCGCCAUGAAGGCCAAGUAUGAGGAGGAGCUUCAGCGCCUGCAGCGGCAGCUCGAUGCCGCCGGAGGACCUUCGCACUCGUCCCACGUGGGCGGCUCCCAGCACGGUGGCCCUUCGCAGCCUCCGCCUGCAAUUGGCCACGGUGGAGGCACUCUGUUUGGCGGAAUAAUGGCAGGAGCAGGAGGACAGGGAGGACCCGGCCUGGCUCCUCCUCCGCAGGAAUCGCAGCAGCCUCAGGGGCUUCCUCACGGCGCGCCUCAGGGCCCUCCAGGCCUCAAUCCUCCUCCGGGUCCGCCGCAGCACCCGUUCGGUGGGUACCAGCCUGGUCCCAGUGGCGUCAACGGUUACGGUCCCCAGGGUGCGCCACAGCCCACCGCCUCGCCUGGACCUGGAAAGCCCAGGCCCGUUCGUGGUCCUCCUGGUCCCCCCACUCCUCAGCAGAACUCGGCCGCGCCCUACCCCGGAUCUCCCCAGGUCCCGCGCCCCACUCCCCCUCCCAGCCAGCUUCAUGAGCCGCCGAAUGCCCUUGCUGCUUCCACCCCAAACGUUGGCAACACCCUGGCUGAGCUGGACCCCGAGCAUGUGGAUGAGAGGUUCAAGAGGGAAGGCGGAGAUUGGUUCGCCAUUUUCAACCCCCGUGUCCGCCGCGUCCUGGAUGUCAACUUGGUCCACACCUUGCCACACCAGAGUGUUGUCUGCUGCGUCCGCUUCAGCGCCGACGGUCGCUACGUCGCGACCGGAUGCAACCGCUCCGCCCAGAUCUUUGACGUUCAGACUGGUCAGCUGCGUGCUCACCUUCAAGACUCUUCGCUUGGAGAGGAUGGCGAUCUCUACAUCCGCAGCGUCUGCUUCAGCCCCGAUGGCAAGUUCCUUGCUACGGGCGCUGAGGACAAGAUUAUCAGGGUUUGGGAUAUUGAGACGCGUUCGAUCAGGCACCAGUUCUCCGGCCACGACCAGGACAUCUACUCUCUCGAUUUCGCUCGCAACGGCCGCCUGAUUGCCUCGGGAAGUGGAGACCGCACCGUUCGUCUCUGGGACAUCACCACCAACCAGCAGGUGCUCCAGCUCUCGAUUGAGGACGGUGUCACAACCGUCGCUAUUUCGCCCGACAACCGCUUCGUUGCUGCGGGCUCUCUCGACAAGAGCGUCCGCGUCUGGGACACGAGCAGCGGCUACCUCGUCGAGCGCCUGGAGGGUGAUGUUGGCCACAAGGACAGCGUUUAUUCGGUCGCGUUUGCGCCAAACGGCAAGGACCUCGUCAGUGGCUCCCUGGAUAAGACCAUCAAGAUGUGGGAGCUGUCAACGCCGCCACGCAACAUUCCGGGCGCUGCACCAAAGGGCGGCAAGUGCAUCAAGACGUUCGAGGGCCACAAGGACUUCGUUCUCAGUGUUGCCUUGACCCCAGAUGGCGCGUGGGUCCUUUCUGGAUCCAAGGACAGGGGUGUGCAGUUCUGGGACCCUGUCACCGGUGUCGCUCAGCUCAUGCUCCAGGGCCACAAGAACUCUGUCAUCUCCGUUGCUCCCAGCCCCAUGGGCAAUCUGUUCGCCACGGGCAGCGGCGACAUGCGCGCAAGAAUCUGGAGGUACGUACGAAUAUAG
Messenger RNA from Diplodia corticola, 1788 nucleotides. Its product is annotated as transcriptional repressor rco-1. The record is from RefSeq and is a predicted model, not a curated record. The transcript is spliced from 7 exons. Lineage: Eukaryota; Fungi; Ascomycota; Dothideomycetes; Botryosphaeriales; Botryosphaeriaceae. Bases 1 to 1788 code for a protein of 595 amino acids. Gene Ontology annotation, molecular function: protein binding.